Molecule: messenger RNA, 1716 nt
Organism: Anguilla anguilla (European eel)
Lineage: Eukaryota; Metazoa; Chordata; Actinopteri; Anguilliformes; Anguillidae
Gene: c1qbp
Product: complement component 1, q subcomponent binding protein
Exons: 6
Coding region: 121-993 (290 amino acids)
Biological process (GO): cytosolic ribosome assembly
Cellular component (GO): mitochondrial matrix
Source: RefSeq, a predicted model, not a curated record
ACUUCAACGACGAGGUCAAGGUGUCCUUUCACACGUGUUUCCAGCAGUUUCUGAGCAGUGAGCACUCUGCGUCGGAAGAGCGACAUCGAGAGUGUUUAGACCGUUUGCUUGUCCGCAAUAAUGUUAAAAUCUCUUGCCAGUGUGGUGACCACAGCGGCUCGUUUCUCAGCGAGGACAACCACCGGGUCCUGGGCCCGAGCAGUGGAACCUCUUGGACGACCGGCGCUGUGUAUUCCAAAUUCGGCAACAACUCGGCCUUUCACCCGGUCGAUUUGGAUGAUGCGAAACAGCGGGUCUACCUCAGGAUACAGCCCAACAUUACUCUCCUCAAGUCGUAAUACUCCACCUGUGUCAUGUGGUUGUGGAGGGCUUCAUACAGAAGGGGAUAAAGCAUUUGCAGAGUUCCUUUCGGAUGAAAUCAAAGAGGAGAAGAAGAUUAAGAAGCAUCAGUCACUUCCCAAGAUGUCUGGCGGGUGGGACAUUGAACUGAAUGGCACAGAAGCCAAGCUAAUUCGGAACCUUGCUGGAGAAAAAGUGUCCAUCACAUUUAACAUCAACAACAGCAUCCCUCCCAACUUGGAGGAAGAAGCGGAUCAAGGGCAGAAAAGUGGAGAGAAUGAGCCUGAAAUAGUGUCAACACCCAACUUUGUGGUAGAAGUAACCAAACAGGCCUCAAACACUUCCUUGGUGUUCGACUGUCACUAUCCAGAAGAUGAGUCCGGUCAUGGGGAAGGAGAGGAGGAGAGCGACAUCUUUGCUAUCCGCGAGGUCAGUUUCCAGCCCAUAGGGGAGGCCGAUUGGAAGGAGACCAGCUACACGCUCAACACAGAUUCUCUGGACUGGGCUCUGUAUGACCAUUUGAUGGACUUCCUGGCUGACCGUGGAGUGGAUAAUACCUUUGCUGAUGAGCUCAUCGAGCUGAGCACUGCCCUGGAGCAUCAGGAGUACAUUUCAUUCCUGGAGAAUCUCAGUGGCUUUGUCAAGUGCCAUUAAGAUCAAAUGGCCAACAAAGACAACCUUUUCUCACAUAACACCUCUACAGAAUCCACAAAAAGAGAAAACAGGCAUUGUUCUCUGUUGUCCCUUAAGUGAAGUUAACAUGUAAGAAUGUCACACAUUGAAAUAGUCAAUUUGGACCCUCAAGACUUGUUAAUUGUGUGCAAUGAUGGACUUGUCCUUAAGCAACUUUGUGAAGGCAUAUGUAGUAUCAAGAACUGUGGGUUCAUUGCUGGAAGCUGGAAUUUUGGAUAUUGCACAACAAAAACAAAAUAACUAACAUAUGUCUUGGGCCAUGUCUGAAUCGUUACACUUGGCUACUGUUGAGUACACAAGCUGCAUAAAAGUUGUAUACAAAUUGCACACGCAGUAGUAGGCUAGUGUGCGGUCUCGGACAUGGCCCUGGUUUCGUUGAAAGAAAAGCAUCUCAAACUCCAAAGUAGUCGAUGGCAACUCUAAUAUUUUACCACUCAAGUAAACUCCAGCAGAGUAGUUUGAGCCUUUUGAAGAGUACAUGUUCAGUCCUCCAUUUUAAUAUUGAGGCUUGAGUAAUGGGAAAAAAAUUGUGUGCACUUAAAUCACAGAAUUCCCCUCUAUUGUUGCAGUGUGGUGGAACAAAAUUAAAGAAGGGCAAAAUGUACCAGUUCUUAAGCAUAGCCUUAUAAUUUAAAUGUAAAUUAGAAUUCUUCUGGAACAUCAAUAAAUAUGUUUACUUAUCAA